GAUUUGGUUUUCUUUUUGUAACAGGCAGCUGCACUACAGAGACAAAUCUUUGACUUCCUUGGCUACCAGUGGGCACCAAUAUUAGCCAAUUUCCUGCAUAUUAUGGCAGUCAUCUUGGGAAUAUUUGGCACUCUUCAUUACAGAUCCAAGUACCUGAUAUUGUAUUCAGUUUGGCUAGCAUUAUGGGUGGCAUGGAAUGCAUUUAUAAUCUGUUUCUACCUGGAAGUGGGACAUUUAUCACAGCACAGGGACCUAAUAAUGAACUUUAACACCUCUUUACAUCGAUCAUGGUGGAUGGAAAAUGGACCAGGCUGCCUGGUGACACCAGUUCGUACAGCCCCUUUGUCACUGGCUGAUCACCAUAUGGUAACAGUGACUGGAUGUCUUCUUGAUUAUCCAUAUAUCGAGGCCCUGAGCAGUGCUUUACAGAUUUUUCUAGCGCUGUUCGGUUUUGUCUAUGCCUGUUACGUCAGCAAAGUUUUCAUGGAUGAAGAAGACAGCUUUGAUUUCAUUGGCUCCUAUGAUUCCUAUGGAUAUCAGGCUCCCAUGAAGACCUCACACCUUCAGCUGCAGCCACUGUACAAGUGGGUCACAGUACUAAUGUCUGCCACAUACUAA
Staurois parvus is the source of this 618-nucleotide messenger RNA. Lineage: Eukaryota; Metazoa; Chordata; Amphibia; Anura; Ranidae. The record is from the annotation of a GenBank genome assembly.